This is a messenger RNA of Cryptotermes secundus, 1866 nucleotides long. RefSeq names its product UDP-glucuronosyltransferase 2B7. The coding region runs from base 98 to 1657 and encodes 519 amino acids. The record is from RefSeq and is a predicted model, not a curated record. Lineage: Eukaryota; Metazoa; Arthropoda; Insecta; Blattodea; Kalotermitidae. The transcript has 5 exons. Gene Ontology annotation, molecular function: UDP-glycosyltransferase activity.
UCAGUCAGUCGCGGGCGCGCUGCGUGUGCUGAGGCUUGUGGGAGCAUUGGUGACGAUUUUGAAUUCAGAAGCUUGUCUAUCAUUGAUAUCACCAAAGAUGCAGUGCCUUGUGAUGGUGAUCCUGCUGAUGUGCUGCUUCUACAUAACAGAUGCCUACAAAAUCCUAUGUCUCUUCCCGCACGUUGCUAAGAGUCACUUCAUCAUGGCUGAGGCUCUACUGAAGGGGCUAGCUGCUAAAGGCCACCAGGUGACAAUGGUCAGCCACUUUCCACAGAAGACUCCAAUACCAAACUACAGAGAUAUCAGUCUCGUCGGAUCCAUGCCAGAAUUUGUGAGUCAGAUCCCUCUGGACGUGGUUGCUACAGGUUAUGUUCACACGACUGUUGGCUUCCUCGCAUACAUGGGCUACGUCAACUGUGAAAACACACUGGAGUUUCCUGCAAUGAAGAAAUUCAUCGCAGAAAAUGAGAAGUUCGAUCUGAUCAUCACCGAAAUCUUCAACACGGAUUGCUUGCUAGGAUACGUUUACAGACAAAACACUCCUUUCAUUGCUUUGAGUAGUUCGGUAAUGAUGCCAUGGGCACAUGCGAGGUUUGGCAACCCUGAUAAUCCAUCUUACAUGGGGAAUCACUUUUUGUACCAUGGUUACGAGAUGUCAUUUUCAGAAAGGCUUAUCAAUAUGCUCUACCAGGAAGGCCUCAAAGUGGUGUAUUAUUUCAUGUUCGAAAAGCCUGCCUACGAGAUCGCCAAGAAAUAUUUCGGACAAUCGCUGCCUCCUCUGUCGGAUAUCGCGAAGAACACAAGUCUGUUUCUUGUUAACUCUCACUUCACUCUGAAUCAGCCUCGACCUCUUGUGCCUAAUAUCGUGGAAGUGGGUGGAAUACAUCUGAAACCACCGGAAGAUAAACUUCCCAAGGACCUCAAGGAUUUCAUGGAUGGAGCAAAAGAUGGUGUUAUAGUGUUCAGUCUCGGGUCGUCAGUUCGAGCUGAAACAUUCCCACCUCAGAAGCGCGAUGCGUUCAUACAGGCCUUCUCCGAGCUUCCGCAAAAAGUCCUGUGGAAGUGGGAGGGAGAUACGCUGCCAGGACAGCCCAAGAACGUCAAGAUAGUUCGCUGGCUCCCGCAAAUGGAUGUUCUGGGUCAUCCUAAUGUCAGAGUGUUCAUCACACAUGGCGGCCUCAUGGGAAGCAUGGAAGCUGCCUACAGCGGAGUUCCAAUGGUGGGCAUACCGUUGUUUGGUGACCAGUUCCACAACGUCAGAUGCUUCAUGUCAGAAGGCAUAACUGUCACACUCGACUACCACUCCAUCUCGAAACUAACAGUUCUCUCUGCCCUAAAGAAAGUGCUGGAUAAUCCUAGUUACAAAGAAAAUGCGGCACGUGUUCAGCAGGCGUUCAAAGACCGACCUCUCUCGCCGAUGGACACUGCCAUCUUUUGGACGGAGUAUGUAAUCAGACAUAACGGAGCGCCACAUAUGCGCUCUGCUGCCCUCGACCUAGCUUGGUAUCAGUACUUGCUACUAGAUGUCAUAGCUGUGCUGUUUCUGGCCGUCGUUGCAGUCUUGGCAGUACUCUACUUUAUCGUCAAGAAAUUGUUCUCCGUGUGUUUCAGUAUUACGAAUGAACAUAAAACAAAACCAAAAGCAAAGACUAGUUGAACAAAUGAGUUAUUUAGUUUUCGUUACUGCCUUUUGUUGUGUAGGUAUGUUAAACAUGAAAUUUCGCAUUUGUAACAUAUUUUGUGCACGUAAGGUUACAGUUGUGUUUUCUUUCAAACGAAGCACAAUGUCAACCGUGAAAAAAUGUCUGUGUGUCAUAUGUAUGUGUGUAGAGUGAGAGAGAGAGAGUAAAUUCUUUGUGAAGCGUA